UAAUCGACAGCUUUUCAUCUUCGCACUUUCUCCUCGAGGCCAUCUCGUUUUCCUUGUUCUUUUAUUUCUCUGAAUCUCUAUUAGACUUUCUGCAAUAUGGGUAACGGUGCAAAAGCAGCGCAGAAAAGAGAGCGGAACGCUAAGAAUACAGACAAAACGCAGACCAGCCAGAAGAAAAGCAACGAGGCGGCGAAAUCCAUCAUUUGCUCUACUUGCAAGCAAGCCUUUUUCGUUACUACCCGCCAGCCUGCAUUGGAAGAACAUGCCCAGAACAAACAUUCAAAGGCCAUAACCGAGUGUUUCCCUAAUUUUGGCAAAUGAUGAUUCCGUGAUACGUGUGGGCUUUAUUUUUUGGUUUAGAGGCGGGUAGUUAUUGAUUAUUGGGUCAUGUCAUUAAUAAGCUUGAAUAGACCGGUGU
This is a messenger RNA of Lentinula edodes (shiitake mushroom), 418 nucleotides long. RefSeq names its product At2g23090 like protein. The record is from RefSeq and is a predicted model, not a curated record. The coding region runs from base 97 to 321 and encodes 74 amino acids. The transcript is spliced from 4 exons. Lineage: Eukaryota; Fungi; Basidiomycota; Agaricomycetes; Agaricales; Omphalotaceae.